AUGUAAAAAAAGGUGGUCAUAUAGGAAAUAACAUAAAGGAUAUAAAAUAAUUCUAAUCUGGUGUGUAUAGAAAAGGAUUGUAAAAUGAAUAGAGUUAUUACUAAUUGGAUUGAUUUAUAAGGACAUUAUAAUAGUCAACACAAAGUUUAUACUUUAGAAAAGUUUGAAAAAAAAAUAAAUUUAAAACAAAAUCAAUUCAAUGAGAAAUAGAGAAUGUAGAUGGAGGAAAAUAUUACUAAAUUAAUUAAACUUUAAGAAUAAUAAAUCAGUGAAAGAAUUUGCUGUUUAUUUAAGGAUUUAUAAAAGUAAAAAAAUUGAAUGGAUAUCUUUUUAGAGUUUGUUUUAAAAUUUUACAAGAAUACACUAAUUAGAAUAAAAAAAUAGAAAUAUUUUCUUAUAAUAAUUAAUUUGAACCUGAUUUACAAUAAUAUAUUGAUAUAUAUUAUUCUUAUUAGAGAUCACCGUAAUUAUAUUAAGUUGAUUGGUUUUUGGAUGAAUUUUAGUAUAAAUUAAAUAGAAUAACAAAUGAUUUAAUAAAUGUUAUCAAUUAGGUGGAACAAAGUUAAAAAUUUGAAAGUAUAUAGUUUUUAAAAAAUAUCCCCUAGAAGCAAUAAGAUUUUUAGUAUUAACCACCCAAUUAAUUCAGUUAACCAAUAUAAUUAAAAAAUUAUUUUUAAGAAUAUUAAAAAUAAGAAUCUAAUUUUGAGUCAAAUAAAUUUUAAUAAUAAGAGGAUUAAAAUAAUAUACCUUUAAAAAAUUAUAAGAACAUUUAAAAAUAGCAAUAAUUUUAUCCAAAAGAAGAAUCUUCAUCAUAAUAACAAUAAUAGUAAUAAGUACAAUCUUAAUAGCCAUUUUAAGAGGAAUAAUAACAUGAAUAAAAAUAAUAUAUUGCGUAUAUUCCUAAAACUGAGAUAAAUACUGACGAUGAUAGAAUAUAAUUUUAAUUACCUUCAGAAACUACUUAAAACUAUAAAAAAAAUAAUUUUAGAGAUAGAUUUGAUAAAUACGAAAAUCAGAAUAAAAUACGAGAUAAUAUGAAAGAUUAUGAUUUAUAUGAAAUUAAACCAAAGUCAAGAUAGUAAUAGGAAGAAAUAUAUGAAAUUAAAGAGAAUACAGAAAAAAAAAACCAAUAAAGAGAAGAAGAUGUAAAAAAAAAAUAAAACGACGAAAUAAAAGAAGAUCAAGUUUACUAGAAAAUGAAUAUAGUUGGCAAGAAGUUUGAUAUAACGAAUUCAGAUAAACACUUAAAAUAUUCAUCCAGAUUUACACAAUUCUCUUGUAUUUAAUAAGGAGUUGCCUUAGUUGAAGGAGCAUUUACAUUGAAUGAUAAUGCAAAAGUAAAAUUUGUAUUUACAGAGAGACUUGAUAAAGCUCUGGUAAAAAUUAUAAUUAUUAUAGACAGCUUCAUUUGGAAUUUAAAAUGUAGAUAAUUAAGGGAAAAAAAUAGGUACUUUGAAUUUUUGUAUGGAUUAAUCUGGAUGUAUGAUAUAAUAAUUAUGUUAGAUUUAUAUUAAACUGAAGGAUCAAGGUAAGGAUCAAUAAAGAUAGAUUUAAAUGAAGAGUUUAUAUUAUCAUACACAGCAGAGAAAAGAGUAUUAAUGUUUAGAAAAUAGGAUAUCUAUGUAAAAUUUCAUUUUCAUUUAGGAAUAUAUUCAUCUUGAGGGGAGUAUAUCGGGAUGUUUUAAAUUUUAUGUUAAGUUAUAUGGAUUACAAGUUUAGAUAAUAAAAUGAAUAUCUAUACCAG
This is a messenger RNA of Paramecium sonneborni, 1744 nucleotides long. The record is from the annotation of a GenBank genome assembly. Lineage: Eukaryota; Ciliophora; Oligohymenophorea; Peniculida; Parameciidae.